GAGCGUGCAAGGAUUCAACAUGGCUCUGUACAAGAGCUUGGAGAGCGAUGUGACGUCGUUCUUCGUGGCUCAGGGAUCUCUCAUCGAGUCGCUAGUGCACAGUUUGUGCUUGCGUGUGACAGCGAUCGAGACCGACGCUUCCAAGCACGUGGGGGCUAUUGGUCCGGACUUGAGUCAUGUCGCAGCCAUGAUCGCGACAUCGACACAGCAAUGCUUGGCUUACGUCGACGAGAAGAUCGACGCCGUCAACUACAAACUGCUAGGUCUGGACGCUGAGUUCGACCGCAUCAAUCGAUCGUUGGAGUCCAUCUUUCAAUCGCUCGGCCAGGUGAAGCACCGUCAACAGGAGAGUCAAUGCCAGCACGAAGCUGCAGUGGAUAAUUUGACGCGCCAAUGCCGAGACAUCCACGAGCAUAUCAACGCUGUUCAAGCGACGGUGCCGAACAUGGCGGAGUGGGAAAUUGCAUGGCGAGAUCGAGUGCUUUGCGGAUUGAGCCCACUUGAGCUCAUGGGGCUGUCAAACGACCUGACAGCACUUAGCCACCUCUCGGAUUGCCGUGAUUUGGCGCUUGACACCCGACAUGCAAUUCAAAAAAUCUUGAAUGCUAGACCUGGUGAAGCUGAGCCGCCCCUGGCGGCAAUGAUUGACUUGGAACGAGGCCUGGUCGCACUUGUGGCGCAUGUUCAGUCUACGGCAUUGAAUCCCGAGGAGGCGGCCGGCCUUGCAGAGCUCGCAUGUGCGAUGACAGAAUUGCCGGCAAAGUCCAAACGGGUGCAGUGGGGGAUAUGGUCGUCUAUGCAUAGCACAGGCCUCCAGGCCAGGCAGAUGGUCGCAGACUCGAUGGCGGCGUUGGAUUUGAAGCAUGAAGUCCUUCGAUGCCAAUUCGAGCACGUGCAAACGGAAUUGGAACGGCAUGCCCAGCUCGAGCAUCAAUUGGAAAUGCAGCUGGCGAUGUGUCCGCGACAAGACGACAUGCUGGCCCAACUCAACCACCUCCAAGCCAAGGUAUUUGUCCUCGUCGUCUAAGGAUAGGUCGCCUAGCUACAAUGGAUUUGCAGCUUCAAACGACUUGUCGAAUCACGCAGCGCUGGCAUCCAUCGACGAAAUGCGGGCGACAUUGCAACGCCUGCCCAACUCGGACGUCAUCCAAACGAUUGUGCGAACGCUGGACACGAAAGCCGACAAGGUCGACAUGCGAAAACUUGAGCAAAACCAACACAUGGACGACAGCUUCCAAUUUGGACUAACUAAAGUGCCGUUGAAGUGCCUCUCGUGCGACCAGUACCUGCCCAAGCAUCAUCCAACCAACAUGCCGAACAAUGCAACUGAGCCUACCGGCCAACUCUUUUCGAAGCCACCCCUCGUGUCGCCGCGCCAAAUUCUAAGGCCCCUCGACCCGACCAAGCGAAGCAUCCAGUCUCGCCCGAAAAGCCCCCACUUGCACGGGGCGCCCAAGCCACCGACUGUGCAUUUUGUUCAGGAUAUUGCUACAAAGCUAACGGGUGCUUUCGACCUAAGAGACCGCGAAAAACCGCUCACCAAACACCAAACCCAGCAUCAAUCCCAACCGCUUCUUGGUCCAACAAUUGCUCAUAACAGCACGAUGCCCCGCCCUGUGACGUUGGAGUUUCAGAUCCCGACCGUGCCUCCAAGUUCAUUCGAACCGCCUCAAUCGGACCUGAAGAAGUAUUCGUUUUACACGGCCUCCGAUCCAUAUAUUGCCCAAAAUCAAUCAAAUCUGCAGUGAAUCGAGAAGACUAGCUUUUGGCGAACGCUGGUUACACGCCGCCUUCGUAGUUCUGAAAUCAGACGCGUAUAAUGCGACGCAUGUUUGAUGUUGCUAUUAAGCUCCCAGGUCGCUUCAUGCUCGGGUAAUCC
Molecule: messenger RNA, 1879 nt
Organism: Aphanomyces invadans
Lineage: Eukaryota; Oomycota; Saprolegniomycetes; Saprolegniales; Verrucalvaceae
Exons: 8
Coding region: 20-1027 (335 amino acids)
Source: RefSeq, a predicted model, not a curated record